Molecule: messenger RNA, 2904 nt
Organism: Calliphora vicina (urban bluebottle blowfly)
Lineage: Eukaryota; Metazoa; Arthropoda; Insecta; Diptera; Calliphoridae
Gene: stau
Product: double-stranded RNA-binding protein Staufen
Exons: 8
Coding region: 147-2852 (901 amino acids)
Biological process (GO): intracellular mRNA localization; anterograde dendritic transport of messenger ribonucleoprotein complex; germ cell development
Cellular component (GO): cytoplasmic stress granule; plasma membrane; neuron projection
Molecular function (GO): mRNA binding; double-stranded RNA binding
Source: RefSeq, a predicted model, not a curated record
CAAUAAAAAAACAAGUUUUUUGUUGUUCCUUGAUGUGUAUUUCUAUGUAUUACAAUUUGUAUUUAUAAAAGAAUAAAAUUAUUAAUUGAAAAGUGUACAAUUUACAAAAUAUUUAAAUUGUUAAUAUUCAAGGUUAAAACAUCAAAAUGAACCUAUCAACAAAACCUCCUCGACUAAAUAAAGUCAAGAAUAGAAAUAACCAAAUACCGUUCCCGUAUAAUGGAGGCAUUCAUUUUUUAUCAACUUCGCAUUCAGGAGUACAAAUCAAUCGAAAAUAUGUAAACACCAUUGGAAAUAUAAAUGAAGUUUCGGUACUGCAAUAUCAUAGAACUUCCAAUUUACAAAUAAGAAAUAAUAAUGAAGAAGUAAACCAUAUUCAAAACACAAGACACCAACCGCAGCAAUAUGUUUUCAAAAAUACUCAAUAUCAAAACCAUCUGAAUUCAAAUUUGCAACAAAAAGGACAUCCUCUGCAAAGAAAAAUACACAGAGAUCAACAAAAUCCUCCAAAUUCAAUGCAGAUACAGAAAAAUGUUGAGCGUGGUUUUAAAGAUACUUUAGCUUCUAGCACGAACAGUAUGAAUAAAUUGAUAAAUCAGCAUACAAAAUGCAAUAGCGUUAAGUCUCCAAAUGAAAGAGAUUUGGAAAGUAAAUCAAAUUCAUGUAAUCAAAUAUUGCAAGCAAAGUCUCGAAAAAUUCCAUCAGAUAAAUACAAUAAUGAAGAAGAAAGAAAAGAUGACGAUACAAUUAGUUUUGAGAACCCAUUAACUAAACAUAGUAAAAGUAAUAAAGUUCCUGAAAAUUAUAUUGUCGGAGAUAAUAGCGAAAUUGUGGAGAAACAGAAUGUGGAACAAGAAGAUUCCUGUAAUAACGCACACUCUGAUGAAUCUAAUUUUGAAGAUAUCAACGAAAACCCUAUAAAAAAUGCCCGUGAAAAAACCCCAAUGUGUCUCAUCAAUGAUUUAGCAAGAUAUAACAAAAUAUCAUUUCAGUAUCGUCUUACCAGUGAAAAUGGGCCAGCACAUUGCAAACGUUUUACUGUGACUCUCAAAUUAGGAGAUGAGGAAUAUACUGCGGAAGGAUUUAAAAUCAAAAAAGCACAACAUUUAGCUGCAAAGGAGGCAAUAGAAAAAACAAAAUACAAACAUCCUACACCUAAAACAAGUCGUCGAAAUGAUGACAACAAUCUGUUAAAAUCUAAUAUUACACCUACAGUUGAAUUAAACGCUCUAGCUAUGAAACUUGGCCAACAAACGUAUUAUAUUUUUGAUCCCCGACAAAUGGCUUUAACCGAAAAUAAUUUCGCACAGAAUGAUAGCCCUAAAACAAUUUAUAGAUCUACAACUCAACCGAUUGAAGCAAGUAGAACAACGCAACAAUCAGACAUGGUUGAGAAGUUUAGUGGUGCAUAUGUUACAAACUUAGUAAACGACGCUAAACAUGUCCAAACCAUGAAUCAAAAGCGACAGUUUUUGUCUAAAUGUCCAGUUCGAUUUUCACCAUUUCAACAGUCUAUUUUAAAUGGGCCAACUCCUAAGGCGAAUUCUUUAGUCUCUACCUACUUUCCCUCAGCAUAUCCUUGUAAAAUUACUCUUAUAGUUGGCACAAAAAAAUUUGUGGGGGUUGGGAGGACACUACAACAAGCUAAGCACAAUGCGGCUUCUAGUGCAUUGCAAGUGAUAAAGGAAGAAAUAAAUAAUGAGCAGAUUGAAAAUGAAAGUUUUGACGACAUUGAUAACAAAUCGCCCAUAUCUCUUGUUUUCGAAAUCGGCAUAAAACGAAAUUUACCUGUUGAUUUUAAAGUGUUGCGAGAGGAGGGUCCAGCACAUAUGCGCACUUUUAUUACAGCUUGUAUAGUUGGAGACAUAAUUACGGAAGGCGAAGGAACUGGAAAAAAGGUUUCAAAAAAGAAGGCAGCUCAAAAAAUGCUUGAAGAGUUAAACAAAUUACCACCCUUAACGCCAGUUGCAUCUCCAUUAAAACGAGUAAAAUUAAAAGUUCCACCAAAAAAAAGUGGCCAACCUAAAACUAUAAAUUUAGUUGAGUGUAAAGAAGAAUCCGAACCCCUAUGGCAAAAAAAUACAAAACUAACCAUCAAUGCAGAUUCUCCAAAUCCCAUUAGCAAAUUAUUAGAAUGGCAUCAUAAUAAAAAAGAAAAAGAGCCUAUCUUUAAAUUAAUUAGCGAAUCUGGAAAAGAAAACUCACGAAGACGACAAUUUGUGAUGGAAGUUACCUCGAAUGAGAUUGUUGCACGUGGAGUAGGCAAUAGUAAAAAACUGGCCAAACGUGAUGCAGCACACAAUUUUUUGAUUGCCGUUACUGGAAGUGAUAAACUUUCUUCGGGAGUUUCUGAAAGUGGUAGUAUAUCAAAGGGUGGAAACAAUAAUUUCGUGCCAGUAUCAGAUACAUUUUCAGAAAUUAAAAGCCGGAAAGAAGUUGUUAACAAUGUGGAACCCAAUACGGAAACAUAUUCUAUGCAUGAACAUGUGGAAAAUGUUGAUUCCAGUUCAACUUCUCCAAAUUAUAAAAACAUCAAAAGUUCAUUUGAUGCCGAAGUUUCAAAGGAUAGCGGCAAUUCUUCAAGUCUCACAAAUACAUCGCCGAAAAGUCAAAAUCUACAUAUGAAAGAUCAAUUGCUGUAUUUAGCAAAGCUCUUAGGGUUUGAAGUCGACUUUUCGGAUUAUCCAAAGGGCAAUCACAAUGAAUUCCUUACAAUAGUAAUGCUUUCAACUAAUCCACCACAAAUUUGCCAUGGAGUUGGAAUUAAUGCAAACGAAUCUCAAGAAGAUGCUGCAAAGAAUGCUUUAAAAAUACUAAGUGAGAUGGGUUUAAAUAAUGCAGUUAAAACAUAACAUGUUAUGGCAAAUAUGUAAUGAAGUUAAUAAAAAUAUUGAUGCACAACAA